UAACACACGACCUGAGAACUCCUCCUCUUUCAGGAAGACUGAAGAGACUGUAGGCAGGAGCAGGACGACGGUGGACAACAACUCACACGAUGUGGACUAAAAUAUUGGGAAAGCAGUUGGGCCUCCCGACACGAUCGGUGGCAGGGUGGUUGGUCGGCAAACUGCUCACCUCUCGCAACCAGGUCCUCGAGGAGAAUACUGUCCAGCUGUGUGGGAUCCAGCCCGGGGACACAGUGCUGGAGCUGGGUCACGGCCCGGGCGUGGGUCUGCAGGCUGCAGCCAAACUGCUCACAGAUCCGACAGGCCACCUGAUAGGGGUGGAUUACUCAGAGUACAUGUAUCAGAUGGCAAAGGAGCAAAUGAAGGAGCUUGUGGCCAGUGGGAAAGUGACCCUUCACCACUGUGAUGUGGCAGCAAUGCCGCUGGUGGACAGCUCUGUGGAUAAAGUCUUUCAUUGUAACUGCUACUACUUCUGGCCUGACCUCCGCAAGGGAACAACAGAGAUACACCGCGUAAUGAAACCGGGAGGCCAGAUGGUGACCACGCUGAGGCUUGUCCGUGUGGCUCGUCUGGCAGCACAGCGGGUGAUGGAGGGGGAGAACUGGCGUCCGGAGGCCUAUAUGGCAGCUCUAAAAGAUUCUGGCUUCAUUGAUGUCAGAAUGGAAGACAAACAGCUCAAAAACAUUACUUUCCAGGCUAUCUAUGCCACUGCCUCAAAGUGAUACUGUGAGUAGUGUGCGCUACUUCUAUGAUUGUGACGUCAGGGAUUCCAUUGGGUAUUCCAUUGUGUGCCUUUUGAAGAUAGAUUAAAGGUGAUUUAGCAUAAUGACAAAACAAAUACAUGAUCCUAGCUUGUUAUGUUGAUUAUAUCUCAAUUUGAGCCUUCUUCGGCUGCAUCACUUAAAUACGACACUGUUUGGUUUUUAUUAAGGAUAUUUUCUUUUCAUUAUAUUUUGCAUGUCAUAUUAAAUACAUCUUACUUGGAUACAUUUCUUUGGAGAACAGAGGUUAGAGGAAUGAUCGCAUUAUCAGAUCAGAAUACGACAGCAAAUGUUAAUUUUUGUAAAUUGUUACUCCAUUGUUUUAAUUUGUUUGAAAAAUUUUAGCUCACUGGAAUAUCUGCAGCAAAAUGCAUCAAAACCAGGUCAUCUUUAUUCAUGUCCAAAUAAGCUUUUGUGCCAAUUACAUGCUAUAAAAACACUGCAAAAUCUUAACAUAUGAUAGAAUAAAAAUAAAGAAACAGAAAGUAAAAUAAAAUCUAAUAAAUGGA
This is a messenger RNA of Stegastes partitus (bicolor damselfish), 1270 nucleotides long. RefSeq names its product sterol 24-C-methyltransferase. Gene Ontology annotation, molecular function: sterol 24-C-methyltransferase activity. Lineage: Eukaryota; Metazoa; Chordata; Actinopteri; Pomacentridae. The record is from RefSeq and is a predicted model, not a curated record. The transcript has 4 exons. Gene Ontology annotation, biological process: sterol biosynthetic process. Gene Ontology annotation, cellular component: endoplasmic reticulum. The coding region runs from base 90 to 722 and encodes 210 amino acids.